Molecule: messenger RNA, 711 nt
Organism: Meloidogyne enterolobii
Lineage: Eukaryota; Metazoa; Nematoda; Chromadorea; Rhabditida; Meloidogynidae
Source: the annotation of a GenBank genome assembly
UACAUAAAUUAAUCGAGUAUCAAUAAUUGAUGUUAUUCCAAAAAUAUCGGCAAGAUUGCCGGUUACUGGAAAGUCUGGAUGUGCUCCAAUUUGCGACAAUAUUUGAUAAAAAAUAAAUACGGAAAGAGAAUAUUAAAAUCAAGAGAAAAUUGUUUAAUUUGGUUAAAAGAAAAAUUUGAAAAAUGGUUAAAAAUAAUCUGUGAAAAUAAUUCUAAGAAAUAUGGAGGAUUUUCGAUGAUUGUUGGAGGAUCCAUACUCUUGGAUACAGCUACAGAUAAUUCUGAUAUUGACAUUAUUUUCUUAAUACCUUCAUUAAAUUAUUGUGAUGGUUUAGAGGAACAAUCAAGAAACGAUUUAAUUUUUGGAAAUAAUGAAAAUUCCUUUUAUUUUUAUUUGGCUAAAGAAUUAGAGGAGGAAUAUUCAAGAGAAUUGAAUUACAAUUGUGAUCUAUUCAAUGUCAAUUCAAUAGCCAAUGCCCGUGUACCACUCAUAGAAUUAGUAAUAGAAGGGCACGAAAUGGAUAUUAUGUUUGCACAACUUCCAGUUACAUCAAUUCAUGCAGAAUUAAAGCUGUCGGAACAUAAUAAUAAAGAAGUUAUUAAAGAAAAUAUUUACAUAUUAAAUGAACUAAUUGAACGAAUGGAUAAUUUAAAUGAUUCUGAACAUUUUCAGAGUAUUUUAAUCCUUUCAGGCUUGUUUAUAAUAUUAUAA